CGUCACAAGCCGUCACUGACAUAACAAUAACCUAAAAUUUGAAAUUAAAAACAUAUUUGUGUCCAAAAGUUAUCAUUCACUACUAUCGAAAAAGAGUGAACAGAAUGAAUAUUUCAAUAUUAAAAGUUAUUCAGCCUAAAAUAGGAGCUGGUCAGCUUACAAACCUGGCUGCAAUAUUAUCAUCACAAAUACAUACAUCGGCUCCUUUGUGUCGUGUUGUUUCGGGCAAAUACAGAAUUACGAAGAAGAGGGACCGACCACUAACAUAUGAAAUGGCUAAUCCUCCUCAUUUUAUCGCUCACCGAAAGUCUUGGAAUUCAUGGAACACUUCAAGUUUAAAAGGUGGCUUACGCAGAUCAGAGACUGCAGUUGAGGAUGAAUUUAUCAGAAGAUUUAUGACAGGCACUUGGCAUGGACUAGUUUGUAGCGAAGUCAUUAUAAAAAGACAGUUUAAUCACAUAAGGGUUGCGGCUAUCAUAAGACGAGCAGUAUCACCAACCAAAAUGUAUUUCCUACUCGGCUACACCGAAGAACUCCUGUCCAAUUGGAUCCAGUGUCCCGUUACUUUAGAAUUGCAGACUGUGGAUAGCUUCCAGGAUGUUGUUUUCAAAUAUAUUUAAAAGUAGAGUUAAGUAUGUUUUAUGUAAAUAGA
This is a messenger RNA of Papilio machaon (common yellow swallowtail), 652 nucleotides long. It is a transcript of the gene mRpS24, whose product is annotated as 28S ribosomal protein S24, mitochondrial. The record is from RefSeq and is a predicted model, not a curated record. Gene Ontology annotation, biological process: translation. NCBI's taxonomy places the organism in Eukaryota, Metazoa, Arthropoda, Insecta, Lepidoptera, Papilionidae. The transcript has 4 exons. Gene Ontology annotation, cellular component: mitochondrion. The coding region runs from base 105 to 620 and encodes 171 amino acids.